AGCGGCUCAAGCGGCUGCAGGACCCGUUCGGUGUCCCGAGGCGCUGACCCCCGGGCGCGGAGCGCGGGGCGCCGGCUUCGGCUUCCGUUGGCUGCUCGCGGCUUCCCCUCGGGGCCGCGAGCGUGGCUUGGGGAGGCCAUGUCGAUGACCGCCAGCAAGGCGGCGGAGCUGAUGCGCCGCGCUGGCGCAGAUCUCCCCGCCAAAGGUGCCACUAGCACUGCAAUUGUCCCUGCAGGCGGCCACACCGCGAGGACGAGGAGUGGGAAGAAGGUGACGGAGAGUGGGAAUACGAAGAGGGCGCCACCUACGAUGAUGUGGAGCUGGUGGACGAGUCGGGGAACUACCUGCAGCAGAUCCGGCCGCAGAUGGGCGGCCGGAACCGCAUGUCCAACGUGGGCAUUCACACCAUCGAGAUCUACUAUCCACAGUUCUACUUUAAGCAGACGGAGAUGGAAGAGUACGAUGCCAGGCCCGACAGAUACGGCCCUUCCGUGAUCGGCAAGUACACCAAAGGAGCAUCGGCAUGAUCGAGGCCCGCUACCCCACCGAUGACGAGGACCCGGUGAGCUUUGCCAUGACGGUGACCCAUCGGCUUAUGGAUCGCAUGGAGAAGGAAGGCUUCAACGAGACCUGGCGGUACAUGCCCGAUGGGAACCGGCUGCCCGUCUGGAACUCCGUGGGCCGUUUGGACAUCGGCUCCGAGAGCCUCAUCGACCGCUCCAAGUCGAUGAAGGCUUACGUCAUGGACCUCUUUGAGCGGUACGGCUCUGGUGAGGGCAACAUCGAGGGAGUAGACAUGUACAACGCCUGCUACGGCGGGCAGGCGGCUGGCCUCUGCGCCCAAAACUGGGUGGAGUCUGAUCGCUGGGACGGGCGCUAUGCCGUCGCCAUCGCGACGGACAUCUCGGACGCUCCCCACGAGGUGAUCUUCGCCGUUGGCGCCGCCUGCACCGCAGCGCUCUACUAUCCCGACGCGCCUUUGCCCCACCAUUCCCACCGCGCCUCUUGCAUCCUGCACCGGUUCGACUUCUUUAAGCCGGUGGGCUGGUUCCACAUGGGCCCCGUGGUGGACGGAAAGUACAGCAUUGAUGCCUACAUGAACUGUGUGGAUGCCUGCUACCAGACCCUGAAGCACAAGAUGAAUGGCAGGCCUUUGCUGAGCAUCACGGAUUACAACGUUUUCCACACAGGUGGCGGCUACCACGUGGUGAAGAAAGCGUUCGAGCGGUGCAUUCGAGCGGAGGAUCCCAAGACGAAGGCGGACAUCCGUGAGAAGUAUGUGCAGGAGAAGCUGCUCCCGUCGGUGAACUUGCUGAAGAUCAUCGGGCCGUGCCACACGGUGUCGUCCUUCCUGAACAUCAGCUCAGUAGUGAUGACCAAGUGGGAAGAGGCCUUGGGGAAGAUCCUGCUGGUCUUCACCUAUGGCUCUGGCUGCGCAAGCUCCAUGUACCAGUUGCGCUUCGAUGACAUCGCCUGGUUUGACCCGCUGGCGGUGUGGAAGGUGAAGUGGUUCUACCGAAGUGCCAUCCACGUGAGCCCUGAGCUGAAGAUGCACCAGGUCUACAUUGACACCUGGAUGAAGUUUGACUACAGGCCCUAUGGCCGCAUCUCCUUCGGCUUCGGCUACGACAGCUACGAGCUGGACGCCUACUACCUGCUUGAGAUCGACCCCUGGGGCCGGCGCUUCUACCACCGGGGCGGCAUGCGCACUGGUGCCAUGAAUCGGAAGAUCAUGAACGCCACCGCGCUCAACUACGACAAGGUCGAGGGCCGGCACACCCGCGAGCACUUUGGGCACAUGCCGCCCAACGGCGAAGCCUGGGAGAAGCAGGAGAACAAGGAGGAGAAGGCGGCUCGAUCGCUGGAGGACAAGUGGAGGGAGAUCGAGCAAGAGAUGACCUUCGAGCCGGAGGUGGAUAUGUCCGGCCAGCCGGCGGUUGUUGCGGAGCAGAAGGCCCACGGCCGCACCGUGGUGGUUCGAGAGGUUGGGGCUCCGGACGAAGAUGAUGACGAAGAAGGAGAGACCAGCUACCAGAUCGUCGGCACUUGGACGGCCAUGCGGGAGCCGCAGGAGAUGACCAAGACGAGCACCGGCACGUUCACCUACGAGGUCUCCUUGGGGCCCAACGGCUGGGAGCAGUUCUACCUGCUGCGCAGCAACAGCUGGUCCAAGAAGAUUUACCCCGCGGUGCACAAGUCCACCAAGGACAUGCCCUGCGUGGGCCCUCACAAAGGCCGGGAGCGCCAGAUGUGCUGGCAGCUCACCGGCCGGCCCAGCUGGGAUCUGCCCGGGGAGGAUGAGGGGCCCAGCGGCAGCAGGUACCUCAUUUCCUUCACCCCUGGCCAGGUGAAGCGCCUCACCUGGGAGAAGUUGGAGGAAGAGGUCCCCGGCUCCGUGAGCGACUCCGGGACGUAUCAGAUCCUGGGCUCCUGGGCCUGCUUCGACCCCCAGGAGAUGACGCCAGACCCUGCCAGGCCCGGCGUCCACACUGCGGAGGUGCAGUGCACAAGGUUGGGCUUGAUGUUCCACUUCCUCCGGAAUCUGGACUACUGCCAGAACAUUGCGCCGCAGGUUGAGAACAAGGACUUCGGCAACCUUUAUAGCGGGGUUGCACCCAUUGGCCAGCAAAACGCUGGAAGGCUCUGGAAGAUCGAGUCGGAGGAAGGAGAGGUGUACCGGGUGGAACUGCACAGAGACCCCGGCGACCUGUCUGACAUCCGGGUGACCUGGGAGAAGGUCGGGUCGCGACCCAGUCAGGCAGUGGAGGACCGAUACUUCCUGGUGGGCUCCUUCAAUCGCUGGGGCUACGCCUUCGAGCCGCUGGAGCUCCGCUCCACCGGCAGCAAGUUCCAGGCCCAGGUGACGGUGCAGUCUUUGCCUCUGAAGUUCCAGAUCAUUCAGAAUAUGAUGGAGGAGACCAGCGGCUGUACCCCGAUGAGAAGGACUGCAGCAGCGAGGACCACAACGUGUGUGGCCCGGAGCUGCAAAGCCGGCAGUGGUGCUGGUGCAUUGGAAGCUCCUUUGCCUCCCUGAACGACACUGUGACGGUGUACCUUGAGCUGGAACCUACGAAGAAGGUGACUUGGAGCAAGGACUGAGCCAUCGAGCUCGAGCCUUCGCUCAAGCCGACUCGCUUCCUAGCUCGCGCGGGCUCGGGCCGGCGGAUUCGCAGAGAUGACUUCAGACAGUCAGCGCUGGCGGUUAGUAGG
Molecule: messenger RNA, 3210 nt
Organism: Effrenium voratum
Lineage: Eukaryota; Dinophyceae; Suessiales; Symbiodiniaceae
Source: the annotation of a GenBank genome assembly